AUGGCGCCUGUCAAAAGGAAAUUAUAUCAGCGGCUGCUGUUCUUUGCCGUUUUUCUUCCACUGUCAGGUGUUUUAUGCUUUAGUGAACUAUUUUUCAUCAAGGAGCCCCAUGAUGUCACUGUCUUGCGGAAAGAAGCUGUUAUUUUGGACUGUCAGGCACAUGGAGAGGCACCUAUUGAUGUCAGAUGGCUCAAAAAUGGAGUAAGAGUGGUGGAGAAUGAACGGGUGUACACGCUCUCCAAUGGCUCCCUUUAUAUUUCUGAAGUGGAGAGCAGAAGAGGAGACAAAUCAGAUGAAGGGUUCUAUCAGUGCCUUGCUCAGAACAAGUAUGGAGCAAUCCUGAGCCAGAAAGCCCGUCUUACAAUCGCAAGUAUCUUCUCUUUUUCAAUCCAGCCAAUGUCUAUCGUGGUGACUGAAGGCUCAAUCGCCAGGUUUUCCUGCAAAAUCAGUGCACACCCUCCUCCAAUCAUCACUUGGGAGUUAAAUCGGGUCACAUUACCUCUCACCACUGAAAGAAUCACAGUCCUGCCCAGUGGUGUUCUUCAGAUCCAUGGGGUUCAGCGGGCGGAUGCUGGGAAUUACCGUUGCAUCACUACCAACAUUGCCAGUCGUCGUCGCAGCACGGAGGCCUCCCUCAUUGUCACCCCAGCUCCCAAUCCGCAACUUCCCCAGCGGCCACGCAUCAUCGCCGGGCCACAGAACAUUUCAGUGUCACUGCACCAGAGUGCCAUCCUUGAGUGCAUGGCCACAGGCAAUCCCCGACCUAUCAUCUCCUGGAGCCGAGCAGACAGCAAGUCUAUUGAUGUUUACAACACCAAAGUGUUGGGAAAUGGCAACCUCAUUAUCACAGACAUCAAGCCCCAGCAUGGAGGAGUCUAUAUGUGCAGAGCCACCACUCCUGGCACAAGAAACUACACUGUGGCCUCAGCAAAUGUCACUGUGCUAGCACCACCGUCCCUGCUGGAGUGGCCAGAGAGCCUGACCCGCCCACGUGCUGGCACCGCUCGCUUUGUGUGCCAAGCUGAAGGAGUUCCGACACCUCAAAUCACUUGGUUCAAGAACGGAGAGAGGGUUCACUCAAAUGGCCGCAUCAAGAUGUACAACAGCAAACUGGUCAUCAACCAGAUCAUCCCUGAGGAUGAUGCCAUCUAUCAGUGCCAGGCAGAAAACGAGCAGGGAUCCGUCCUCUCCGUGGCGAGGCUCAUUGUGGUGAUGUCAGAGGACCGGCCAAGCGCUCCCAGGAAUAUCCGGGCGGACACUGUGUCGAGCUCCGCCAUCCUUCUAGCCUGGGAAAGGCCUCUUUAUAAUGCGGAUAAAGUUAUUGCUUACUCGGUGCACUACAUGAAGGCUGAAGGAUUAAACAACGAGGAAUAUCAAGUUGUCAUUGGAAAUGAUACAACUCGCUAUAUUAUUGAUGACCUGGAGCCAGCUCGCAACUACACCUUCUACGUUGUGGCCUACAUGCCCAUGGGAGCCAGUCGCAUGUCGGACCAUAUGUUCCAGCACACACUCGAGGAUGUUCCUCUCCGUGCUCCUGAGCUCAGCCUCACCAGCUGCAGCCCUACGGACAUCCAGGUCUCGUGGCAGCCCCUCCCAGACAAGCUGAGUCGUGGUCGUGUCUCUGCCUACCGUUUGUCCUAUCGCACCAGCACUGAGAGCACAGUCUCACAGAUAGAGCUACCUGGAGAGAAGACACAGCAUCUACUGGAAAACCUGCAGCCUGACAUUAUCUACCUCCUGCGUAUCGUUGCUGCCACCAGUAUUGGAUGGGGUGAGCAAUCCGCCUGGACCUCCCACCGCACCCCAAAGGCAUCCAGCGCUCGAGUUCCUCUGGCACCUGAGCUACAUCUGGAGCCUUUAAACUGCACCACUAUUUUAGCGCGCUGGCAGUUGGCACCCAGGAACUCGGCCAGCGUACAAGGAUACCGACUUUUCUACCAUGAAGAGAGCCAGUCUGAGAACGCCCCCAUUCAUCUGCGUGCUUCGGAUCAUACACACACCAUUGGAGGCCUUGACCCAAGGAAGAAAUACCACAUGAAACUUCUGGCUUAUAACUUUGUUGGAGAUGGCUACCAAGCAGAUCAGACCGUCAGCACCCCCGGAUGUGUUUCUGUUCGUGAUCGCCUGGUGCCCCCUCCACCACCUCCACACAAUGUUAUCGCCAAGACCAACAGUUCUACCACUGUGUUUCUGCACUGGGGCCGACCAGCUUUCACCUCCAGCAAUUCAGUCAACUACACCGUCCGCUGCAACCCUGUCGGCCUGCAGAACGCUUCUCUGGUGCUCUACCUGCAAACGAAUCAGCAGAGCCUUCUUGUGCGAGAUCUUGAAACCAAUACCAAGUAUGAGUUUGCCAUUCGCCUUCAUAUUGACCAGCUGUCGAGCCCCUGGAGCCCUGUGGUGUAUCAGAGCACUUUCCCUGAAGCUCCCACGCUGCCUCCUUCCAAUGUAAAAGUGACUCUGAUCGAGGAAGACACAGCCCUGGUUUCAUGGAAGCCCCCGGAGGAACCCAACAUAGCUGUUACACGUUACACAAUCCUGUAUGCCUCCAGAAACGCCUGGAUCGCAGGGGAAUGGCAAGUGCUGCAAAAAGAAGGGAGCAUCACCAUGGCCCUACUGGAGAACCUGAAGCCUGGACAGAUGUACUUUGUGAAAGUCUCUGCAUCCAACAACAUGGGCGACGGGCCGUUUUCUCACACAGUGGAGCUGACAGUACGAGCGAAUCACGCUUCUGGUCUUGAUCCCCGGCUCUCCCGUGGCUCCGCUCACUCCACAGUCUUUCCUGAUGGUUUCUACCACCUGGACCAGAAGUCAAUGACGGGAAUCACUGUGGGAGUCUGCAUCGCGUUCAUCUGCAUCAUCAUCUGCGCUUUCAUCAUCGUCUGCAGAGGCAAAAACAGGAAAUCUUCAGCUGUUAAAAUGUAUAGGGAAGGAGUGAGCACACCUGCAUCGGCUGCAGGACAUCCAGGCUCCGAGGGCCAAGCUGAGAGCGCUGAUGUUACCGUGCCCAUGAUGAGUCAAAACCAUUUCAUUGAUGCCAAGGGUGGAUCAAAUCUCAUAAUCAACUCUCUUGGUCCUGUUAAGCCCAACACAGAGAUGAAGAAGAAAUGGUUUUCCUUUAGCAGUAUCGGGAAUAAGGACAGUAAAACAGUACAGAAUAUGAGACACGGCACCGCCCGCUUCCAACCAGUCACCACCGUGCUGACCUACGAAGAGGAGCUGUCCAUCUCUCCAGACCAGCCCUCCACCCUGCAGUCUCUGCUAGGGCGUCCCGGAGACUCAGAGGGCUCUUCCAGCAGCGAAGGUAGCCAUGCGACCGGCGACUCAGGCCGUUACUCUCAUGACGAGACAGAGAUGACCAACCUAUCGUCCAGUCCCAGCAGCCGCCUGCCGUCUCUGUCAGCAGAGGACAGCGGAGGCUCAGAUUGCAGCAGCCCUGCUGAAGAGAAAAGCAAGUGGACAGAGAAAAGUCAGACUGAUCUGAAGUUUGUGGAGUCUGUGGAGAAUGGCUGCUGUCAACAUGAAGCCUAG
This is a messenger RNA of Scomber japonicus (chub mackerel), 3531 nucleotides long. It is a transcript of the gene prtga, whose product is annotated as protogenin homolog a (Gallus gallus). Lineage: Eukaryota; Metazoa; Chordata; Actinopteri; Scombriformes; Scombridae. Gene Ontology annotation, cellular component: axon; plasma membrane. Gene Ontology annotation, molecular function: protein binding. Bases 1 to 3531 code for a protein of 1176 amino acids. The record is from RefSeq and is a predicted model, not a curated record. Gene Ontology annotation, biological process: axon guidance; cell-cell adhesion. The transcript has 19 exons.